Messenger RNA from Fomitiporia mediterranea MF3/22, 2638 nucleotides. RefSeq lists its product as uncharacterized. The transcript is spliced from 2 exons. Gene Ontology annotation, molecular function: DNA-binding transcription factor activity. Lineage: Eukaryota; Fungi; Basidiomycota; Agaricomycetes; Hymenochaetales; Hymenochaetaceae. Gene Ontology annotation, biological process: regulation of DNA-templated transcription. The coding region runs from base 38 to 1759 and encodes 573 amino acids. The record is from RefSeq and is a predicted model, not a curated record.
ACUCCCCGCGCGACCCCCCAAUCUUCCAUUUGCAAAAAUGGACUCACUCAUGCAGACAGACCAUGCUCUCCCCCAGCGCCGUCAUCGCAAGAUGCUUAAGGACGGCUCUGCAGAAGUCUGGCCCCAGGACGCUGAGGAUGUCUUCCUUGAGGGUCUCAAAGAUUACUGGAACUCCCCCUGGGCAAACACAAGCAGAGGGCGCUCUCGUUGGCGCAACCAAUAUCUUGUCGACUAUCUCAAGAAGUUCGGCAUUGAAAGAUCCAAGAAACAGGUAGCUUCGCAUAUACAAGUGCUUAGAAAUAUGUGGAAGGGCCAUCCAGAAUUCGCCUUAGUAGCAGGUCCAGACGCCAUGUCUGAAGGCUCGUCUACCUCGGAUAGAUAUUCUCCCCCUCAGCGGAGUAAUAAGCUUACUUCUCGUUCACCGACAUCACGCCGUCGACCCUCCAUUUCCCACUCAUCACCGCCCUCUACCCCGACUUCGAACGGCUCAGAAUACUCGGAGGCGGUUCUGAAGGACCCUCACCACCCACAAGGCUUGCAUCUCUCGCCAUCGAUCACAUCUCAACCUCCUGUAAUCAAGUCGGAGCAUCUUCAAUCACCUCAAGGUUCACUUUUCGAGCCAUCCGGCCUCCCUUCAGUCCCUGAAGUUGCGCUGGAACAGCCGCAGUCAGCGGCGCCCAACAGCACGGUCGGAUUUUGCCUAUGGGCGCAGAACAUCGAACCUACCUAUGUCGAUGUAGAUGCCCUGCCGUUUGUAGACAAACCCACCUCGCCAGGUUCACCAGUACCGCCACAACUACCGCUUAGGGGCAUCCCACGCGCCUGCCUGCGGUUCACCCUUCGAUUGCCGACAGAAGGAAGCGGAUGCGAUGCAAUGGGCUUUAGUGGUGCCAUCACAUUUUCACGGCCGCUUGCGUCUUCCGCUAGAGUCGUGACGCGCGUGCAUAUAAACAACGUCCCAGUGUCUCAGGAGGUCCAGCCCCUCGUCCCUGUUCAUGAUCAAGCAAACGCUGCGCUCACGGGCCAGGCGAUGCAAGAACGGCAUGUCGCGAUGCUCCCUGACUCCUGUCUGUCUCGGUGCAACCUUCUGAAUACGGCUGGCAAAAAAACUCGUAUUAUCCAACAAGUUAUCGUAGACGCCGAGCCGCUCUUCGUCGUUGGAUAUGACCUUUAUCGCCUCCCGGUUCCGCACCUUACUGCGGAGCUCUCGUCAUGGACGAAGGUGGUCGACAAUAGACCUCCACCAGAGCCGUCACUAGACCCGUUGCCUAUCGGUAUGGGUCGAUUUGGUGCGGGAAGCUCUGCGAACGAGUAUCUAUACGGUACCGCAGGUUCUCUCCCUGCGCACGUAUCUCGGAAUACGCCGCCGCACAGCCACGGUUUUGGGCACUCGCGCGGGCAUAGUGUCGGGAGCCCGACGGUCGGACACCCGAUAUCACCGACUACGAGCUUAGGGUCAACACAGAUCUCGGCGUCACUGUCCACCGGACCCAGUCAGGCCACGCCGACACACGCAAACUUCACAACACUCGGUUCACCAAUGGCACCGACGAGUCCGCACGGUUCGUCAUCUGGCUCUUCAACGGCGCGCUCGCGCUCCAGUUUUAGCCAGGGCAAUGUGGGCAUGGGCAUGGGCAUGACAUCCGGUGUCAAUUUCCCGUUGGCCCAUCACGGACACGGAAAUGGACACGGCUCUUUGAUGGGCUCCGAAAAUUUUGGUCAGGACCCUUGGACGAGCAAUCUUCUACCUUUGUUCUGAACGUUUUCUUUGUCAUUGUGACCACACGGCGCCCUACGUGUUCUAUUCGAGCCCUGAACGGGUCGUAUUCUUCUUCCCCUUCCGCUUUCACGCCGCAAUACAAGCAACACGGUGGAAAGCAACGGGUCACGACUUCACGACACCUCCGCAGCAUCACUCGCACGCAGAAGCACACCAUAUCGAACUUGAAUCAAUAAAGUAUUUGUAUAUAUCACCCUAUUCUUCAACCUCUCUCUCUGCAGUCACUCGCCGGUGACACGCAAGUUCUCGCCCAACCUACUUUCUCCACCCUUCACCGAACCCACAAUUUCGAAUUCUUCGCAUUCGCUGAAUAUAUUCACCCCCUUCGCUCUUCACCACUCCUACUUUUAAGCUGUGACGCCGAAGAAACCGGUCUCCCGGCUGAACUUUUUUCUUCGAGUGACUUUGCUUCUCCCCUGUUUACCUUCUUGGGCAGCUGGACUUCUCGGCUCAUAUCACCGACUCGCAGAACCUCCUCACGCACGUUUUUCGUUGUGAAGCCAUCUCCAUCGCACCUGGCGACGCAACAAUUCCCCAUCCCUCUUCCCGCUCAUCUACCACCAUUCGAAUUUCCACAAUCUUCUCCGUUUUUAUCAUCAAACUCUUUUCUUUUCUGUGUCGCAUACAAUAUCAACAGAAUCACACUGUAUAGCACCUAUCUUCUCCCUUUUCCCCCUAUAUUUGUAUGUUAUAUCUGUUUCUGAUUAACUUUUUUUCGAUCUUCUCUCUCGAACUUUCUGUCUGCUUUGCAUAUCCUCAAUUACCACUCAGAUUUGUCUGUCAAAAUUUAUCCCACCCGGUCAUUUGGUACCUCCAUCUGUGUAUGGACGUCGUCAUGCCAUAUUGCCAUAUUUCACC